This is a messenger RNA of Cutaneotrichosporon oleaginosum, 1046 nucleotides long. RefSeq lists its product as uncharacterized. NCBI's taxonomy places the organism in Eukaryota, Fungi, Basidiomycota, Tremellomycetes, Trichosporonales, Trichosporonaceae. The record is from RefSeq and is a predicted model, not a curated record.
GCCGAUCACUCUGCAUCUCAAUCCACGCACUGUCUCCCCCGCCACUCUUCCGUGCCGGAACUCGGAACAGCGCCGGCCGCACCGGCCGUGCCCGCCGAUUGAUGGCGAGCAGGGCACCCGAAGCGGUGCACACACGCACGCGCUCACAGCUCACGUGGGUGCACCGCCCCGCUCCCACGCCCAACAUCCACAUGAUGCAGCAGCAUGCACGCCACCCCCACUUUCCAUAUAUACCGCCUAGCGAACAAGAACGCACAACAAUCUCCACUCAGCAUGCGUGCGAUGCGCCUCCUCACCCCCCUCUCGGCGCUCCCCUUCAACCCGUUCCCUCUAGCCUCCCAUCCCCUCCCACCACCCAUCCCCAACUCGUCCCUCUCGUUCUCGUGCAUGCGCCAGAGCCAGGCCACUCCUCCUCCCGCAACUGCGACACAGCAGCCUCUCCUCAGCCUCAACAAUGCUGGCGCCGACACGGAAUCCACCCACCCUCCCCGCCCGCGCUUGCGUCUCGACACGCGUCCCGAGGUCCUCUCACCGUCGCUCGAGCGCCGCUCGCACCCCUCCACCCCGUCGCGCGCGACUCACUCGCCCCUCUCGCGCUCCAGCAUCUCCCCGCGCUCACGCACGCGCGCCCGCCGCCCGCGCCGCCGCGACGCGAUGGAGCCGCGCACCGUCCACUUCGUCGGCUUCCUCCAGCGCAUGCACGCGACGCUAGACGCUGCGGCCGUAGGCACCGUAAGCUCCGCCGGCGGUGGUGCGGAGGCGACGGUGACGGCGACGGCGAUGGCGACAGGUGAGGCCAUCAUGGCCGCCCUCGAAGUCUACUUCCCCUCGCUGGCGCGCGAGCCCGCUGCGUGGGCCGCCGUGCGCAAGGGCAGCCUCGAGGCGCGCGUGACCGCAUUGCAUACGCUUGUGUUGGCGCGCGUGCCGCCCGAAGGCGAUCCUGCGCGCCACUAAGCCGUCGCAGCAUGUGCAGGCGGUGUGGUGACGUGGCGACGUGGAACACCGAGCAUGGCUCCGAUUUCUCAUGAGUGGGCGCGACACACACG